This is a messenger RNA of Geodia barretti, 996 nucleotides long. NCBI's taxonomy places the organism in Eukaryota, Metazoa, Porifera, Demospongiae, Tetractinellida, Geodiidae. The record is from the annotation of a GenBank genome assembly.
AUGGUAAAUGUUUACUACGACCAGGACGCGGAUUUGGGCGCGUUGGAAGGCAAGACUAUUGGCAUUAUCGGCUAUGGCAGCCAGGGCCAUGCGCACGCACUCAAUCUUCGAGACAACGGACAGAAGGUAAUGGUUGGUCUCUAUCCCGGCAGCCGUAGCCGGGACGUGGCGGCGGCCGAAGGGCUUGAAGUUGCCGAUGUGCCUGAAGUGGCGGAAAAGUCUGACGUGGUGAUGAUACUGAUUCCCGACCACGUCCAGGGAGAAACCUACCGGGAGCAGAUAGCCCCUAACCUCAAGCAGGGCGCCGCGUUGAUGUUUGCCCACGGCUUCAGCAUCCACUACCGGGAAGUUGUUCCCCCGGAAAAUGUGGACGUGAUGAUGGUCGCCCCCAAGGCGCCCGGCCACCGUAUGCGUGAACUCUUCGUGGAAGGCGUUGGAGUGCCCUCUCUUUUGGCGGUGCAUCAGGACGCUUCCGGCAACGGCAAGGCGAUAGGGCUGGCUUAUGCCAAGGGUAUUGGCUGCACCGGAGCCGGAGUGCUGGAGACAACUUUCAAGGACGAAACUGAAAGCGACCUGUUCGGUGAGCAGAGCAUUCUCUGCGGAGGCGUAACAGCGCUGGUCAACGCUGCCUUCGAAACGCUGGUAGAGGCCGGCUAUCCCCAGGAGAUCGCCUACUUCGAGUGCUUGCACGAACUCAAGAUGAUCGUUGACCUGAUGUACCAGGGCGGUCACAACUACAUGCACUUCUCUGUCAGCGACACCGCGGAAUAUGGUUCUCUUAGCCGCCGCGACCGGAUAAUUGACGAGCACGUGCGCGAGAACAUGCGGGCCGUGCUGCGGGAAAUCCAGGACGGCACUUUCGCCCGUGAAUGGAUAACCGAGAACCACGAAGGUCGGCCACGGUUUGGUCCCAUGCGGGAGGCGGCCCAGACCGCUCCCAUCGAGAAUAUUGGCAAAGAGCUGCGGGCAAUGAUGCCCUGGAUGGACCCCAAAUAG